Paramuricea clavata is the source of this 2406-nucleotide messenger RNA. Lineage: Eukaryota; Metazoa; Cnidaria; Anthozoa; Malacalcyonacea; Plexauridae. The record is from the annotation of a GenBank genome assembly.
AUGUGUUAUGACUUUAUCACAGGUGGCCCACAUAGUGUUAUUGUCGCGGACUUCAUGCUAAAUCCGGUAAUGUUCUGCCAGCUUGGAUACGCUGUGCUUUUGGGUGAGUAUGCACGUAUGACUCUCGCCCGAUUUAAACGAAAACUAAACUAUUCUAUUGACAAUGUAAGUAAUUAGUGCAGGUGUGAUAAUCAUCCUUACUUGCAGCUGAGAGCUAAGCUGAAUUACGAAGGAUGCAGCUCAACCAGAUCGAGUCGAAGGUUUUCUAAGGGCGCCUCUGGUAGCCACCUUAUGACCCAUGUCUUGCUCACGGUGUACACCUACGGUGGAAGGGUCAGUUAGGGAGAUAAUCCCAACCCACCCUGUCAACAUUCCCUGUGGAGGACUCUUUUCGCAUAAGUUUCAUGAAUCCGCAGCGAGAAUCGCACCCACGAUCUGAGAGGCGAAACUAUAAUGAAGCUCUGAUAUGUUUUUCAAUGUGUUUUGCAGUGAAUUACAGAGGAUCUUUAGGAUUUGGUCAAAGUGCUGUGUUGUCUCUACCUGGUAAUAUCGGCACUCAGGACGUCAGGGAUGUACAGGUACAUGUAGCGGUGUAGUUAAUAUGUAUUUUCAGGGACGCCGGAAAGGGGGGCGCAGGGGGCAUCGCCCCCCUUGCCCUUUAGUAAGGGGAGCAGGGGGGGGGUAAAAGUGCCCUUAUAGAUAAAAAUUCUAACCCAAAAAAUAUAUGGUACAACGAUUAAAAAGUAUGAAUUACGGGUGAAAUGUACGUAAUAUUGAAAUAUAUGGAAUAUUGUGUCAAAAAUUAUAUUUUCAAAAUUUUUUGCCCGUGUUUUGGUGAACUAAGGUCCCGGAAAAAAAUUCGGAAACGCAAUAUUAAUUAGUGAUUGCCCUUACGUCAACAUUGCCCCCCUGUGCCCUACCCUCGCUCCGGCGUCCCUGUGUAUUUCAAGUCGUUCUACACGCGUAAAAACGCACAAGUUGUAACAAACCUGCAGCAGACUUGUAGCAAUGCUGUUCCAACAACUUGUCAACAGGAUGUGUUCGCACUGCUUGUUCCCAGCUUGUUGACAACUUGCCACAAGGUUGUUGAGCUCAACAGACUUGUUACAAGUUGUUCCAACAACUUGUUAUCGGCCUGCAAUUCGACAAUUUGUCAAGAAGUUGUGAGUGACAACCUUGUAGCAACUUGAUGAAAUAAAAGCAUGCUGCAAACUUGUUGCGAACACAUCUUGUUGACAAGUUGUGAGAUUUUUACGUGUAUACAUAACAUUGUUAAAUAGGCUCUCAAAUCUUUUUGUAGUAUGCUGCCGAGACUGUGUUGAAAUCUGAAAGCCUUGAUCAGGAUCGGGUGUUUAUUACCGGAGGUUCGCACGGGGGAUUUUUAUCCGCUCAGCUGAUUGGCCAAUAUCCUGUAGGUAUCAUUUCAAAACAGAAUAAAAGCAACCGAAUUGCGAACUCUUAUCGACUUUGAACCUGUUCACAUUCGGCUCAAAAAUGGUUAUUUUUCCCGCGCGUAAUGCAAAUAUAUCACAAAAUUUGCGAACUUCACAGGGCUAUAUUUUCUUCAUUUUACAACAUUUAGCAACCAAUCUUUGCAGUUUUACUCAUUCUAAGACGCUCUUUCUAGCCAUGGUGUUGGAUUUCAUUCUUCUUGCCUUGAUCAAAAUGUAGUCUAUACUGUAGCUGGAAUCACCCAUUGUGCUAGACCUUCUCGCUUCCCGCCCUUUGAAUCCCUCGACCUGCAAACCGUGUCAAAAUACCGCUCUAAAAUAGCAAGAUGGAAGCGAAAAGGCCGAGAAACUGGGCUAAGAUUAAUCUAUGUUUCAUAUUAUUCUGACACUGCAGUCGACCAACGAAACAUUUGUUGGCUCGAGCGGGAUUUGAACUCGCAUCUUCGGGUAUCUAUAGACCGCCGCUCUACCUAUUGAGCUAUCGAGUCAACGGGAAUUGGUAGCGAGUCUUAUCCAAUUUAAGUGCACGAAAUAUUUUCGUGACGACUUAACGCUUGUCUUAGAGGACGCGCAGUGUUUCAAUUCUAUUUCAGAACCAUCCUCAGAGAUACGAAAACCAGUUUCAUAUUAUUCUGACACUGCAAUCGACCAACGAAAAAUCCGUUGGCCGAGCGGGAUUAAUUGAACUCGCAUCUUCGGGUAUCUAGACCGCCGCUCUACCCAUUGAGCUAUCGAGUCAACAGGGAUUGGUAGCGAGUCUUAUCCAAUUUAAUAUGAAACUGGUUUUUCGUAUCUCUGAGGAUGGUUGUGAAAUAUAUAACAUCUAUGUGGUCGCUGCAUGGCUUAACUCAGCGGCAAGGGGUCCCAAUAACUAUAAUUAUUUCAUGUUGUGUUCACUUGUAGAAAUUUUACAAGGCUUGCGCUAUGAGAAAUCCAGUCAUCAACAUAUCAAGUA